CAAUUUAAUCAUUUGACUUUUGUUGACAUUCUUGAUCUUGAAAACAGUAGAUACAACAAUGACUUUAUUGAAUUAAGGCUAUUGGGUAAAGGUGGUUUCGCUAGUGUUUGGCAGGCAAAGAAUAAAUUAGAUGGCAUAGAAUAUGCUAUUAAAAAAAUCAGUUUACGAGGUGAUAAUAUACCAAAAGAUAAAGAAAAACAUACAAAUGUUGUGCGUUAUUACAGUUCUUGGUUGGAACACAUUAACAAUAGACAACGUACUGAAUCUUCUCAAGUUCCUGUAUCUUCGCAAAUGUCUUUUUCUGAUGAGGAUGAAAUUAAAUCUGAAAAUUAUAGUGGAAUUGACUUUAAAUAUGAUAAUUCUAAUAGUGAUAUAUUACCUUCUACCUCUGCCACUGGUGUCAGAGGGCGUUCUUUAAAUCUUGAUAACUCUACAAGUGAUCUUUCAAAAUCUUAUUCUCGAUUUAUUGAAAAAAACAAUUCCGAUUCUUCUGCUUUAGAAAGAGAUUGGGUUCUUUUUAUUCAAAUGCAACUAUGUCAUAGUACUUUGAAAGAUUAUUUAAAACGUAGAGAUGCUAAUUUAUUGGCCUCGAAAAAUGAUCCUUUGAUUUCUGUUGAUCGUCAUGCUAGUAUUGAAUUGUUUCGUGGAAUAGUUCGUGGUGUUGCUUAUAUUCAUGAACAAGGUCUAAUUCAUAGAGAUCUUAAACCCGGAAAUAUUUUCAUUGGCAUGAUUCCUGAUACGAAUCACGAUGAUGAUAUUUGGGUUGCUACUGAUAAUACUUCUUUUAAUGUUGAACGUUUAGUUCCAAAAAUUGGUGAUUUUGGUUUGGUUACUGCUGUGGGUGAUGAUAAUACUGAUUCUUCCAUGAAUAAUUCUAUCAAGUCUGAUUUUUCUUGUGUUAAAAGUUUCAAUUCUAAUAAUCGAACACUUAAUCAUCACAAAUCAAAUUCUUCUUUAUGUUCAAAAUCAAGAACCACUGGUGUUGGUACAGUUACGUAUGCUUCCCCCGAGCAACUUGCAAAACCUGCCAUACCUUAUAAUGAAAAGGCUGACAUAUAUUCGUUAGGCAUAAUUUUCUUUGAACUUCAUUUCCCUUUUUCCACUGGGCAUGAACGUGUUCAGGUUCUAAAAGAUUUAAGACAUGGAAUAUUACCGAAUGGUUUUGUCCAACGAUUUCCGAAAGAGACUGCAUUUAUUUUGUGGAUGAUGGCGGAAGAUCCAGAUAAAAGACCAAAUGCUAAACAAAUAUUGGAUUUUGAAUUAUUAUCUGUUCCCAUUCAUGGCGAACAUGCAGAAUUACAACAUAGACUGGUUGAAAACACACAAAUAAUAGAUCUUAUUACUAAAGAAAAUGAAAUGUUAAAGAAAAAAGUUGAAGAAUUAGAAGGAUUAUUGAAGAAUUGUGAAU
This is a messenger RNA of Racocetra persica, 1408 nucleotides long. The record is from the annotation of a GenBank genome assembly. NCBI's taxonomy places the organism in Eukaryota, Fungi, Glomeromycota, Glomeromycetes, Diversisporales, Gigasporaceae.